UGACUGAACCAGGACAACCAUGACGUGCUGUGAGGGCUGGACGUCCUGUAACGGCUUCAGCCUGCUGAUUCUGAUCAUUCUAGGAGUAGUCAUCAAUUGUAUACCUCUGGGUAUCAGCUUAGUGGAGGGAGAUUCGGCUUCUCAAAACCCCAUCUCUUGCUAUGAGUGGUGGUUACCAGGAAUCAUAGGAGCCGGUGCGCUGGCCAUCCCAGCAACAACGAUGUCCUUGGCAUCCAGAAAAAGAGCGUGCUGCAAUAACAAGACAGGGAUGUUUCUUUCAUCGCUCUUAAGUGUAAUCACAAUCAUUGGUGCGGUGUAUUGCAUGUUGGUAUCACUCCAGGCUCUCUCGCAAGGUCCUCUCAUUUGUAGCUCUCCAGCCAACAGCACCGUCUCUUGUGAAUUCUCAUUGAAAAACUUAAGUGACUUCCAUCCUGAAUCCUUCAGUCUGCAAUGGUUCUUCCAAGACUCUUGUGUUUCUCCUACUGGUUUAAAAAACUCCAGCAACAGUGACAUCAUCAAUAACUGGAGCGUACCCAACUCUAACUCUGAAGAAGACAGACACAGGAUUUUCCACUUCUCAGUAUUUCUCAGUCUCCUGCUUGUUGGAAUCCUUGAGCUCCUGUUCGGGCUCAGUCAGAUACUCAUUGGUUUCCUUGGCUGUCUGUGUGGUGGUGUCUCUAGAAGAAGGAGUCAAAUUGUGUAGCUUAAAGGGUAAUAAACUAGAAUAUCAGUACUUUGAAUAAUUUGAAAAUUGCAUUUAAAAUAUAUGCUUUUAUAAGUUCAAUGACGAAGCAUCAUCUGGAACACCGUGUCAUUUCAGUGCAAUAGUUGUUUUUGAAAUCGUCUUUGAAGCAACUUUACAAAACAACCAACCUAUCAAACUGGACCAGAGUGGCACAUGCCUUUAAUCCCAGUACUCAGAGGCAGAGUCAGGCAAAUCUGAGUUCGAGGCCAGCCUGGUCUACAGAGCAAGUUCCAGGACAGUUAGGACUACAUAGAGAAACUCUGUGUCAUGGGCAGUUGGCAGUUGUGAGCUGCCCCUAGUGGGUGUUGAUAACUAAAAACAAAGUCAAAACCAUUAAAACAAACAAAUCAACCUUUCACAUAUAAAGCAUAUUGUACAUGCUUUAUGGAAAAAAAGUCAUCAGUGGUUGGUAUUGGUGAGAAGACAGCCAAGCUUUUUUGUUUUUUCCCUGUGAGUUGAAAAAACUUCUUAGAUCUGAUAAUACUUUGAUGGUUAUAGAAGUAGGUAUCUUAGUCUUAAGAAAUAUAUAUUUAUAUGUUUAGGGAGGAAGGCCAUGUUUUUAAAAUACUUUACCCCCAAACCUGAAGCUGACAGAAAAAAUGCUGUAUUUAGCUGAUAGGCACAUGGCAAUUCAUUCUACUCUGCUUUCUUUUGUUUGUAUCUUUUCAUGAUUUAUGAUAAU
Molecule: messenger RNA, 1427 nt
Organism: Peromyscus eremicus (cactus mouse)
Lineage: Eukaryota; Metazoa; Chordata; Mammalia; Rodentia; Cricetidae
Gene: Tm4sf20
Product: transmembrane 4 L six family member 20
Exons: 4
Coding region: 20-703 (227 amino acids)
Cellular component (GO): membrane
Source: RefSeq, a predicted model, not a curated record